AUGCUGUUUGUCAUGUAUGCAUUGGGAACAUUGUUGUGUCCUAAUGCCAGUAUUUGUGUCACUGAUUAUUUGUUGAAGGUCAUACUAUCAACCAAGGAUAGAUUGGGUCAGUUUGAUUGGUCAUCUUAUGUGCUGAAUGAACUAUACAAGGGCAUUGGAGUGUACAAAAAACAAUUAGAAAAAGGCAAGUUGACUGAAAAGAAGAAGAAUGUGCCAGGUUGUCUAUACUUCCUACAAAUGUAUUGUCUACAAAAGUUUCCACUGGGGGAAACAAAAGCUUCACAUGUUGAGCAUACUCUUUCAUUUUGGGAUGAAAAGAAAGUGCAGCAAAGAGUUAACAUGGAGAAGGAGAGCGAUCAAGGAAUAUUGCAUCUGGCUAGUCAAGCCACCAAUUUUGAUGCAGAAAAUUUAACUCACCCGGAGAUCAAGAAAACAUAUGCCCGAUUAGUGUCAAUGCUGGGAGAGGAGAUGAUGGCCCUUCAGUCAAGACUAAUGAAGGAUAGUGGCAGUGCAAGUGAAGAGGAGAAAGAUGAUGAUGAAGAAUCUAAAUCAGAAGAGGAAAAAGGGGUCAAAGGAAGUGAAUCGGAGGAAGAGGAAAUUGAGGAAGAAGGAACUGAAUCGGAAGAGGAUAGAAAUGAAGAAGAAGAACAAAAAACUCAAUCAGAAAAGGAGAUGGGUGGAGAAGAAAUAAGGUGUGAUGAAGAGGACCAAAAGCAGUAA
Molecule: messenger RNA, 720 nt
Organism: Neltuma alba
Lineage: Eukaryota; Viridiplantae; Streptophyta; Magnoliopsida; Fabales; Fabaceae
Product: myelin transcription factor 1-like
Exons: 4
Coding region: 1-720 (239 amino acids)
Source: RefSeq, a predicted model, not a curated record